Molecule: messenger RNA, 1320 nt
Organism: Giardia duodenalis
Lineage: Eukaryota; Fornicata; Diplomonadida; Hexamitidae
Product: FHA domain-containing protein
Exons: 1
Coding region: 1-1320 (439 amino acids)
Molecular function (GO): mRNA binding; protein binding
Source: RefSeq, a predicted model, not a curated record
AUGUCAGCGGAGAACGGCAUCACAGCCUGGGUUAAUUCCCUACGGGAGUCGACUGAGAAGCGCUUUUUCUUAGGACACAUUAAAGAGUCUGCUAAUACUGACGCAGAAUACGACAAGCCGGCAGCGUUCCGCGUCUGCCUCUUUGGUCGAGCGCACAUGGCAGAUAUUCACCUGGCAGAUUGCUAUUGCUCCAGGCAGCAUGCUCUCAUCUAUUUCAACGAGGGAACUCCCAUGAUAAGGGAUCUAGACAGCCGAACAGGCACCACAGUCAACAACAUCGUUCUUGUCGGGGGGAGGGAUUAUCCUCUCACGCAUGGAGACAUCAUCUCGGUCGUUGGCCAGAGGUUCGCUUUCAUCUACGAAGAGGAGAAGCCACAGGAGCACGACGUCGACCGGAACCUUCCGGUUGUUUCUAUGGCCACCCACUCGUGCCCGUACUGCCAAAAAUUCAUCCCUGAGUUCUCUGUCGAGCUCGAGGCCUUACAGCAGCAGACAGAGAAGGUUCUGAAGGAGCUGCUGGCGAUGGAGGUAUCCUACAGAACCAGCAGAAUUAUAACCGAGAAGUUAUUCGAAAAGAUUGAGCUCGUCAAGCACCAUCACGAUGCAUAUCAUCACGAGCUUCUCGUGGAGGCCAAGGAGCGGCGCAUACACGAGCUGGAGGCCACAAGGGUGGCCGGGGCGAGCGUCGUAAUGGGCCGCUCACGCAUUGUCAUGGACCCAGAUGAGGAUGACGGCAACGACACAGACAGUCUGUCCAAAACUCACGAUGAUACAGAGCCCGAACUGAAGAGGCGAGGAAGCCUGAAGGUAGACGAUCUGGCCGUUUCAAAGGCCGCUGAAAAGCAGAAAAAGAAGGUCGCCUUUCUCCAGAAGUCAGAGCACAUAGGAGAUACAGAUAAGGAUACAGAUAAGAAAUCGGGAAUACUGAACAGCAUUAUGUCAUCCGUAGCCUUCUGGAAGAAGCCUCUUCCUACUGACAAGAAUAAGCAGCCAAUAGCAAGCCAAGCAAGUCAAGAGAAGAGUGACAGUGACUAUAUAGACAGCCGGGGUGGUAAUGAUGAUCAGAGUGAUAGUUAUAGCUAUAGCUACAGCAGUACUGGCAACAGUGGUAAUGGUGAUGGCAAUAGCAGCAGCAGCGAAGAUGAGAGCAGCAGCGAUAGCGAUGCUGGAGAGGAGCGCGUGGAACUGCGUUCUUACAACGGACCAAGCGAACCAAAGCCCGGGGCGAAGAACGAAGUGAUCAAACCUAAGGGAAAGGCCUACGGCAAGGACACUCCUGCUCCUCCACGAUAUGAGUUCGAUGAUGAAAGUGAGGACUGA